AUGCAACGGCUGCUGCUGCUGCAACUCACUGCUGCCAACGCUGCUGCUGCUGCUAGCAACGUCGCCAGCGCUGCUGCUGGAUCUGCUGCGCUGCGAUCACUGCGCAACAGCAGCUGCUGCGCAACCGCUGCUCAACAUGCCGCUGCGACGCUGUCUGCUCGCUGUAGCACUGCACGCGCAGCCGACGUAACUGCUAGCAACGGCUGCUGUUGCUGUCAUGGCUGCUGCUGCUGCUGUUGCGGCUGCUGCUGUUGGCAACAGCUGCUGUUAGCUAGCAACAGCAACGGCGUAGCGCUAGCUCUGUUACUACAGCUGCUGUUAGCAACGGCUGCUGCCGCUGAUUCUGCUGGCUGUCCUAGCAACUGCUGCUGCAUCGCCGCUGCUGCUGCUGCUGCUGCUACUACUGCUGCUAGCCUCUCCUGCAGCUACUGCUGGUUCUACUGCUGCUGCUACUGCUACUAUUGCUGCUACUGCUGA
Messenger RNA from Oncorhynchus masou masou (cherry salmon), 477 nucleotides. RefSeq names its product chorion class high-cysteine HCB protein 12-like. The record is from RefSeq and is a predicted model, not a curated record. Bases 1 to 477 code for a protein of 158 amino acids. The transcript has a single exon. NCBI's taxonomy places the organism in Eukaryota, Metazoa, Chordata, Actinopteri, Salmoniformes, Salmonidae.